GUGACGGUAAAGUUUAAAAGAUGUUUUGAUGCGGCCGAGCCGGAAGUGAUGCUGGACAGCUCCGAGGACUCAAGUAACGUUACGUGUUGCUACUCGCAUAAACUUCGGUUUCACUUUUGCAGCCAUGUCAGUGUUGUUUGUUGUAACUAAACCCAAUGUUAACUCGACGAAUAGUCUGAAUUUAACCAGCGGGACACACACCCGUCGCACCGCACCUGUCUGAGUGCUGAGAAGAGAAGCUGGGUGAAAGAGGAUGGAUGGCGUCAGCUGGAGCACCACACGCGCCCCGGAGUCGUUCAGCCGCUCGAGGACAGCAGCAGUCACGCUAUCCAGGCUCGCCAGCUUCAUUGCACGGGCUGACACCAAACCGCACACACCAAACAAGACGCAGCAGCCAGCCCAUUUGCCAUACACCUGCCAGGAAUGCAGUAAGAGCUUCCCAAAUGCGUCAGAUCUGUUAGAGCACCAGGAACUAAAACACGCGCUACCCAAGCCUCACCAGUGUCUCUCUUGUGGGCAGGAGUUCUCCCUGCGUUCGUCCUUACAGCUACAUAAGUGCAACCACGAUUCGUCCCUGUGUGAGCGUUGUCAUGGCGAGACACAGCCGGGUUCUCCGUGCCCUGCAUGUAGUCUGACCUCAGAGUCACCGCACCACCAGCCUCACCUCAGUAGUAGCCCUUACGCAUGUGCCCCGUGUGGGAGAGGCUUCAGUCAAAAGCAGGCUCUGCUACACCAUCAACAAGCUGGUUGUGGUGAACCGGCAUGCCCAUCUGAUAUAGUUGAUGCAGGUAGCAUUCCAGAGGACUCUCCACCAGUUUCUGAGGGAGACUCAACCUGUUCUGAUUCUUCAGACAGCCCCGGGCCCAGCAGAAGAGCUCCAAAUGUGUGCCAAUUCUGUUUGAAAACGUUCCGCACGGAGGCUGGACUGCAACGCCAUGAACAAACAAACCACUCAGAGGACCGGCUGAUGGCUACACAGGGACAUAAGACCAAAGGAGACGGUGCGGGUACAGAAGCGAGCAAUAGAGGGAGUACCAAGGUGAAUGGAGAACUACUUAAAUUGCCAAAAUCCAAAAAGAAGCUCCUGACCUGUCGCUCUUGCGAGAUGGUUUUCGGGAGCACAUCGACGCUGUACAUGCACAGAAAAGAGAAGCACAGCAGAGAGAAAAAUACCAGGAGGGAACCACGGCCCCGGCCAGUCAUCAUCAAGCGCCGAAAAGGAGGAGCGUAUCCAUGUCAGGUCUGCGGCCUCGUCUUCGUCCACCAUUUGUCACUUCGGGCACAUUACAAACGGCACACAGCCUCAAGCUUCAACGCGAUCACAAUCACAAACACGAGCCGGCCUGAAGGAUGUACUACCAAAGACUCUGAGUUGUCACCCAGCACAGCAAAAAAAAACAAGACUGUUAAGGCCGGUCCAGGGAGGCCCAGGAAGACACCCAGACUGAAGAUCAGGAUCACUGAUCCAGAGAGAUGCAGAGAAGUGCCUGAAGUGAAGGAGGAGGAGGAGGAGGAGGAGGAACAGGAGAGUGAGUUCCCAUGCCCCUCCUGUGCAGAGGUUUUCUCCCUGCAGUCCCAGCUUAGGGAGCACGUGGAGCUCCACCAGUCGUCCGUGAAGAGGAGACAGUGCAGCGUGUGCGUAAACGAGAUGGACACCUGUAAAUGGCCCGGCUCAAAGAGGCAGAGGCUGUACCACUGCGUGCCUUGCCAGCAGGGUUUCUCAGUGCUGGACACUUUCCUAGAACACUGUCAGAAGCAUCUACGGGUCCGCGUGGAGGAGGACAGCGUCACUGAGGCCUACACACAUCAGGCCAGCAAAGCCUGAGCUCCAGUUUGAAUGUCAAACAGCGAUUUGCCUAUUUGCCUUCAAGGGUUAGAGAGCAGAGAGUGAUUAUGAAUGAAGUUCUAUAAAAUUCUUGUUGAUCAACCAGUUCAUUGAGCAUUCAGAACACCUUGUUUUUAUAACCAACAUAUCAAGGAAUGCAUUGUUAAAGUACCAUAAGAUUUCUGCAUGUUUUACUAGGGCUGCUUCACUAAUGG
Etheostoma cragini (Arkansas darter) is the source of this 2040-nucleotide messenger RNA. RefSeq lists its product as uncharacterized. Gene Ontology annotation, molecular function: chromatin insulator sequence binding. NCBI's taxonomy places the organism in Eukaryota, Metazoa, Chordata, Actinopteri, Perciformes, Percidae. The record is from RefSeq and is a predicted model, not a curated record. Gene Ontology annotation, biological process: regulation of transcription by RNA polymerase II. The coding region runs from base 254 to 1825 and encodes 523 amino acids. Gene Ontology annotation, cellular component: chromosome. The transcript has 2 exons.